AUGUACUCGUACAGCUGCCUGGAGCCCGGAACGGGCGUCUGGCCUCCGCUGCAUCCGGUCACCUACUCCUACCUGUCCUGCCCUCUGCUGCUGCCCCCACUCCACCCCCACAGCUGCUGCAGUCGGCUCACGAGCCUGACCGCCGGCGAGUGGCCGGCUCCGCGGGAAUACCACUGUUUCCACGGCCCAGGCGCGCCCCUGACGGCCGCGCUGCCCUCGUGGGCCUUCCCGCAGACCUACGCCGCGGGCCUGCGCCCGCCUUACCCUGCGCCCGGCUACCUGGGGCCAUCCCUACAGGGGCCCGCGGUGGAGGGGACGGCGGCUGUCCAGCGCGGGGCGCCGUGGCCGGAAGGCAGCAGCUUGCAGCUCGAGCUGCGGUGGGGCCGCGUGGAGCGCGCUCUGGGCCCACGCCUCGAGCUGCCAGACGUGGUGCGCCGGGAGCUGCGGCGAGUGUACGGCACGUACCCGCGCACCGACGUGCGCGUCACCUACCGCGGCGGCGAGUUCCUGCUUCAGGCCGCGCCGCGCGUCCCCGAGCCCGGGUACCGUGUGCAGAGGCGCGUGCUACGGCCGCCCGCAAGUAGCUGCAGCGAAGACAGCCGCCCGGCCACUGAAGCGGCGGAGCGUGGCCGUCGGAGGAAGAGAAAAGGCCAGAGCUGAGGAGGCUGCAGGGUCCGGUGGCCGCAGGUGGUCUCCCCUGCGCGCCGCUGCGCGCCGCUGCCCACCCGCGACGAAGGAGGCCUCCACGGUUCGCAGGCGCUGGGUGCACCUGUCACCUCGCUUUUUGCUUUUUUUUUUUAACCAAGCCUGCACGUCGCCCACCUGCUGCACUUCCCUGAUUUAUGUUAUUCCUGGAUGGCGGGGGAAUGGCGAGAAGAGAUCAAGGACAUCUCUUCUUGUUUCUCUUCCCUUCCACUUUGGCUUGGGAAGCCUGGGUGUGGGGUGGAAGAAGGGCCUGGACCCUUUGUUUCAUCUCUCCCUCCUGCUCCCCGUCUUAGAAGCCUGCCCUGUACCAAGCCCCCACUUUCCCUUUUUCCUCUCCUCCCUCUACCAAUGCUCCCAGAAUUACCCAGGUUCCUUCCCAAGCUGAGAGCCCACCCAUCCGCAGGUUGUAGUGAAAAGUAAAUAAGUAA
Molecule: messenger RNA, 1133 nt
Organism: Hyaena hyaena (striped hyena)
Lineage: Eukaryota; Metazoa; Chordata; Mammalia; Carnivora; Hyaenidae
Gene: CUNH10orf95
Product: chromosome unknown C10orf95 homolog
Exons: 1
Coding region: 1-660 (219 amino acids)
Source: RefSeq, a predicted model, not a curated record